Messenger RNA from Dermacentor silvarum, 644 nucleotides. RefSeq names its product telomere length and silencing protein 1 homolog. The record is from RefSeq and is a predicted model, not a curated record. Bases 16 to 537 code for a protein of 173 amino acids. Gene Ontology annotation, cellular component: spliceosomal complex. Gene Ontology annotation, biological process: mRNA splicing, via spliceosome. NCBI's taxonomy places the organism in Eukaryota, Metazoa, Arthropoda, Arachnida, Ixodida, Ixodidae. The transcript is spliced from 4 exons.
UUUGAAAACUGUGGCAUGACUGUUUGCACGUGCAGGAACCCUGUGGAUGAAAAGGAUGUGCUCUUCCACGUGCCUGAACAUCUGCGCAAGUCAACGUCCAAGAAGUCCGAAGAGAUGCUGUCUAAUCAGAUGCUUUCGGGCAUCCCGGAAGUUGACCUUGGUAUUGAGGAGCGCAUCCGCAACAUUGAGGCAACCGAAGAGGCCAAGCUGAAGCUUAUUCGGGAUCGGAUGGCCCGGAAGGAGCGCGAGACAUCAUUUGUGCCCACCAACAUGGCCGUCAACUUCGUCCAGCACAACCGCUUCAACAUUGACGAUGGCAGCCGUUCUCGCCACAUGCGGCGCCCGGUUCGUGAGAAAGAGCCUCCACCCCCAAAGCCUGUUGUGGUCAUUGCGGAAGCCGAAGGAGUUGCCGACCAGAUUCCGGGCCGCCUGGGCAGAGGGGGCAAAGGAUCGUCCAGGUCAAGAGGAAAUGACGAUGAAAAGGCCACGGAUGACUUCCACUUUGAAAAGUUCAAGAAGCAGUUCAGACGCUACUAAGUCUCCGCUUCGAAAAAGAGACACAGAAUUUGCACAUUUUUCUCUGAACAUCGUUUGCUUAUCAUUGUGUAAAUAGGUAUCUAUAUAAACCCUACAUUCAGUCUUCA